AUGAGCAGGUUAAGAUCUGCGGUGCAGAAGGGGAAACUAACAGCUUUGGAGAAUACAAAGGUGAUCAAAUCCAGCAAUAAGAAGAAACCAAAGCCUACCAUUAAAGAAGAGGAACUAUCUGAAAUGGUACCCUCGUCAUAUCACAUUUUCCAUGACCCAUCUGAAAUCUCUCUUUUCCGCUCUCGCCUCCUGCACUGGUAUGAUCAAUAUAAGAGAGAGCUUCCCUGGAGGACAGUGGCUAUGAAAGAACCAGAUGUUAAUAUCAGGACAUAUGCAGUGUGGGUCUCAGAAAUCAUGUUACAACAGACUCAAGUUGCCACGGUGAUAGACUACUAUAACAAGUGGAUGAAGAGAUGGCCGAGUGUGGAAAAACUAGCUGCAGCUACACUGGAGGAAGUGAACCAAAUGUGGGCAGGUCUUGGAUACUACUCUCGGGGACGCAGGCUACAUGAAGGAGCCAAGAAAGUGGUAUCAGAGCUGGGUGGGCAGAUGCCAAGGACCACAGAGGAACUUUUGAAACAGCUGCCUGGGGUGGGACGUUACACUGCAGGUGCAAUUGGCUCGAUAGCACUUGGACAGGUGACAGGUGCAGUUGACGGAAAUGUGAUUCGAGUUCUGUGCCGUGUUCGGGCAAUAGGAGCAUAUAGCACCAGUCCCACUGUAACGGAUGCUUUGUGGAAAAUUGCAGAUAGAAUCGUGGAACAAGAGAGACCUGGAGAUUUUAAUCAGGCUAUGAUGGAGUUAGGGGCCAGAGUUUGCACCCCAAAAUCCCCUCUCUGCAGCCAGUGUCCAAUUCAGACCAAUUGCCAUGCAUUUAGGAAGGUGAGCAUUAAACAAGAGAAGGACUCAAAAAGACUUCCAAGUAAUCUGGCUGCAAAUCCUAAUACCUUAGUUCCUGACAUAGAGAAUUGUUCGGCCACUGGCAAUUGUAACUUGUGUCUGUUAGAGGAAUGGGACCCCCAAUUGGGGGUGCAAAAUUAUCCAAGAAAGCCUUUCAAAAAAGCUCCACGUGUAGAGCAAACCUUGACUUGUAUAGUGGAGCGUCAGCGAGCCGGAGAGGAGAUAGAGUAUCUGCUCACUCAAAGGCCAAACAAAGGACUCUUGGCUGGGAUGUGGGAGCUACCCAGUUUUAUCUUGGAGGCUGGGGUCUCAGAAAAUAAACAUAAAGGCUUGUUAUGUAGCAUGAUGCAAAAAUUACUUGGAACAUCAUUAGACACAGACUUACUUCAGUUUGUGGGAGAGGUGGUGCAUAUUUUCUCCCACAUCCAUCAAACCUACAUUGUAUUUUCCUGUUGUGUAUCUGACUGCUCAGAGGCAGAGCAAGAGCAGAAGACAUCCUGGCUCACUAAAUCUGCUCUGCAGGGGGCAGCUGUAUCAACAGGUGUUAAAAAGAUUAUGAAGCUCUAUGAAUCUACAAAUAACGUGGGCAGCAAGGAUAAGAAGAGAAAACUCAGCCCUCUGGUUGGAAAAGAGAAACGAUCCAACAAAACAAAAAGGCUCAAGGAAAGUGCUACUAAUGGAGGGCCCAAACAACUCUGCCUCAGUGAAUUCUUUUCUACCUCAAAGCCAGCAGCCAAAGCUAACGGCAAACACAGUUGAAAGCUGAUGUGUAAAUUAUGUUCUAGUAGUGUCGAUCGUUUUAUACUCCGAGGUCAUCGUCACCACAUAAUAUCUUCAACCCCUUUUAAAAGGAUAGUUGAUUAUUAAAAGGUACAUUUUAAAUGGAUAAUACUCCCCCC
Xyrauchen texanus (razorback sucker) is the source of this 1739-nucleotide messenger RNA. Its product is annotated as adenine DNA glycosylase-like. Bases 1 to 1599 code for a protein of 532 amino acids. Gene Ontology annotation, cellular component: nucleus. Gene Ontology annotation, biological process: mismatch repair; base-excision repair. Lineage: Eukaryota; Metazoa; Chordata; Actinopteri; Cypriniformes; Catostomidae. The record is from RefSeq and is a predicted model, not a curated record. Gene Ontology annotation, molecular function: oxidized purine DNA binding; adenine/guanine mispair binding; 8-oxo-7,8-dihydroguanine DNA N-glycosylase activity. The transcript is spliced from 15 exons.